Messenger RNA from Colletotrichum higginsianum IMI 349063, 1638 nucleotides. RefSeq names its product Oxysterol-binding protein. The transcript is spliced from 8 exons. Bases 1 to 1638 code for a protein of 545 amino acids. Gene Ontology annotation, cellular component: cortical endoplasmic reticulum; membrane; cytosol. Gene Ontology annotation, molecular function: sterol binding. NCBI's taxonomy places the organism in Eukaryota, Fungi, Ascomycota, Sordariomycetes, Glomerellales, Glomerellaceae. The record is from RefSeq and is a predicted model, not a curated record.
AUGGGUUUGGUCCAUGUGCCAGGAAGACGCUCCAGAGCGUCCAGCCUCACCAGCAACCGGUCGAGCGUAGACGAGGCCAGGGGAGCCGCCGCUGCCGAAGAUGAUGAUACCCUUGUGGUCGAGCCCGAUCAGGGAAACGUGCUUGGGCACAUCAUCUCCCAGCUGCGGCCCGGAGCCGAUUUGAGUCGCGUCGUCCUGCCGACUUUCAUUCUGGAGCCCCGUAGCAUGCUCGAGAGAAUUACCAACUUCAUGUGCCACCCCGAAAUGCUCCUCCCGAUACCCGAGAUUGACGACCCUGUCCUGCGGUUCGUUUCCGUUGUCAAAUUCUACCUGAGUGGAUGGCAUAUCAGACCUCCGGGGGUGAAGAAACCACUCAACCCGAUCCUCGGCGAGAUAUUCACCUGUUACUGGGACUUGCCCGACAACACGAAAGCCUACUAUGUCUCCGAGCAAACGUCGCAUCACCCACCCAAAUCGAGCUACUUUUACAUGGUCCCCGAACACCACAUCCGCGUCGAUGGCACCCUCAAGCCCAGGAGCAAGUUUCUGGGGAAUUCAGCCGCAAGCAUGAUGGAAGGCACCGCGGUUUUGUCUCUGCUCAACAGGGGCAAGGACAAGAUGAAGGGCGAGCGAUACAUCCUAACACAGCCCAACAUGUACGCUCGAGGCAUUCUCUUCGGGAAGAUGAAGUAUGAGUUGGGAGACCAUAGCUUCGUGCGCUGCCCGGAACUAGAUCUGGUCGCCGACAUUGAGUUCAAGACCAAGGGCUGGGUCAGUGGCACUUACAACGCGAUUGGCGGAUUCAUCAAGCACGAGAGUACCGGCGAGGUCCUGUACGAGCUGUCAGGGCUCUGGAGCGAGGAGAUGUAUGUCAAAGACGUCAAGACCGGGCACAAGGAAAUGUUCUUCAAUGCCAGAAGGUCAAAACCUAGCAACCCUCUGGUCCGGCCAAUUGAGGAGCAGGACGAGCGUGAGUCUCAGAAGCUUUGGUUUGCGACAGCUCAGGCAGUGAAGGACCGCAACCAUGAACUCGCAACGGACGAGAAGACCAAGGUCGAAGAUAGGCAACGUGAGGAACGGGAAAUCAGAGCACGUGAAGGCGUCGAAUGGCAACCCAGGCUCUUUCGGAGCGUCCAGGGUGGGCCUGGUGCUCCUGAGGAAGAAGAGGAAGAGCUGGAAUGGAUCAUCAAUGCCAAGAUCGACAGCAGCAACCCGCAAAAGCAAACCGAGCAGAUCCUGGCCAUCUACCCCAUUCUUCCAGGACAGAAACCAUUCGCGACGGGGGUCAUUCCUCCUCAUAAGCCCUCGGUCGCUGAGGCUCCUGUGGAACAAGCUCUAGCUGGAAAAUCCUCAGUCGUCCAGCAGCAGGAUGGCGGGAACGACUUGAUCGACUUUGGCGAUGCUCAGGCCACUACUCCUUCCGCGUCUACCUUCUCCGCGCCGGCCGAUGCUCCCCCGGCCGCGCAAGCAUCGCGGAGCGGCUCCGGGGACAUCCAGAGCAUGCUCGAUAAGACGGGAUCGCAGCCUGCCGAUGGCCCAUUGAUGGACUUCACCACAGACAUGAAGAAAAACGUCCCACCACUGAAGAGGGCUGACACCAGUCAGGACAGCUUCCACGACGCUCUCGAGUCAAACUAA